Molecule: messenger RNA, 1205 nt
Organism: Camponotus floridanus (Florida carpenter ant)
Lineage: Eukaryota; Metazoa; Arthropoda; Insecta; Hymenoptera; Formicidae
Exons: 4
Coding region: 492-824 (110 amino acids)
Source: RefSeq, a predicted model, not a curated record
AUUUUCUGGGUGGAGAUUGCGGUGGACGAUGACGUAAUAAGGAUACGAGACUAGGAUACGCACUCUCUGACGAGCAGAGGAGGAACGCGUUCAUCCACCGGCGACGGUGGUGGUGGAUGCGUGGCGCCCACCAGAGAGAGCCGAUCCGUUCUUGCUCUCGCACGACGAACGAAGAACGAAGAGGGGUAGAGGGGGCAAGGGGAUGAGAGAGCGGUAUAAAUGUAGCCCGCGCAAGUUCCACCAAUCAUUCGCCCUCUGACCUCGAAACUCUUGAAGCUCUUUCGCCUCUCUUCAACUAUUUGGCGGCACCCGAGAAACGUACCCUGCUGUCAGUCGUACGUACGCCACCACCACUUUGAGCACCGUCCCUCGUGACGCGACCCGCGCCUCGUGAAGAAGCGGUACCAAACGACAGAAUAGACGUGGGACCAAGUGCUAUCGUGGUUACACAACGAGGGACAAGUAAAGCGAAAAGUUCCCUUAUCAACAAGAUGACGAUCACGUUUGUACAACGAUGCAUAAUCAUCUUCACCAUUGUCGUGUGCUACUAUCAGUCUUGGGUCGCUAGCGCAGUGAACUGCGAGAGAAAUCCGUAUGAACCUUCUUGUCGAGGUUCUCAGAUAAGGAAACGCUUGAUACCAUUACCUAUUAUGCGUACUAUAAACUGCGAUGAAACUGAUUGCAGCAAGCUUCCUAGGAUGAAGUUUUUGAUCGCAGUUCUCGAUGACAAUCCCAGGGAUGUCUAUCCGGCUGAACCUUUGCCUCUUCAUUCGAAGAAGAAGUUGGUGCGGGUUGAUCCACAGGAUGUAUAUAUGGACUAUUGACUCGGCAAUCACGGAAUUAUGUCGACUCUGCAAAGAGAUAACCGACCGAUUGACUACUUUUCAAACAAAUCACUUUCGUCUGUUUAAUUACCUUUUAUUAUAUUAUCCGGCCUAAUUACACCGUGUGUUUUUUCUCAUUCUACUUCCCGAUAGAUCUUUUUCUCUCUUUAUCCUCACCUUCUUGCAAAUUUAACGAAACGAAAAAAAAAUAAAUAAAUAAAUGAAAAUGUGCGCGUGCACGCAUGUUGUUAGCACCUUGACUUCUGGAUAAUAAACACUUGACUAGCACAACGGAAAAAGAAAGGUCAAUUUACUAUCUCAAUCUUGUAAAAUGAAUACGCGCGAAAUGAUUACAUCGAAUGAUUUUUAAUCAUCUUUCAG